Panicum virgatum (switchgrass) is the source of this 1364-nucleotide messenger RNA. RefSeq lists its product as uncharacterized. The coding region runs from base 179 to 1012 and encodes 277 amino acids. The record is from RefSeq and is a predicted model, not a curated record. The transcript is spliced from 9 exons. NCBI's taxonomy places the organism in Eukaryota, Viridiplantae, Streptophyta, Magnoliopsida, Poales, Poaceae.
GUUUCGUCCACGACAAUUUCCCUACUCCUUCCACAGAAAACCCCCCCUUCCUCCUCGGCUCCUCCGCGACCCCCGCUCCCGUCGCCGCACGCCAACCCGGCCGCCCCGUCGUCUCCGUCACCAGGCUGUCGUGUCGCCGGCGCCGACGGGGCUCCCGUAGCCCCAGCAGGUGGAGGGCAUGGCAUCCCCCUCAGGAGCGGAUGCGGACCCGCAGUUCGUGAUGCUACGAACCGCUAUGCGCGAAAAGAUAUUUGAGUAUCUAGGAAGGAAACAAUCAUUGUUGCCCGAGUGGCGGAGGCGGUUGCCGGAACUGGCAAAGCGGCUUGAGGAGGUCUUGUAUAGAAAAUUCCCAAACAAGAAUGACUACUACAAUAUGAUGAAGGGGCCAAUUGAACCGCAUUUGCAGUUUGCUCUCAGGACACUGAGCGCUCAGAACCAGCAAAUUCAACAGAACCUACAAAACUCUAGGGAGACAACAUCUUCAUCUGGCACAAUGAUUCCGGUUGUGAACCAUGAUGCUCUCUGUGAGCAGUCUGCAUCCCUCCUGGCAGAUACACAGAACAAUAAUGCUGAUGAGCGUGACAGAACUGAUAGGGGGCUCCCGCAGCACCAGUCAAUGGUGGACAUGGCAGCCCUCUCAGGAGUGGACCAGCAGUUUGUAAUGCAACGGACCGCUAUGCGCGAAAAGAUAUUCGAGUAUAUAGGAAGGAAACAAUCAUCGCAUGAGUGGCGGAAGCGGUUGCCAGAACUGGCAAAGCGGCUCGAGGAGAUCUUGCAUAGAAAAUUCCCAAACAAGAAUGACUACUACAAUAUGAUGAAGGGACCAAUUGAGCCACAUUUGCAGUUUGCUAUCAGGACACUGAGCAGUCAGAACCAGCAAAGUCAACAGAACCUACAAAAGGCUAGGGAGACAGCAUCUUCAUCCGGCAGCGCAAUAACUCCGGAUGUGAACCAUGAUGAUGGCUGUGAGCAAUUUGCAUCCCCCCUGGCUGAUGCAGAACAAAAAUGCUAAUGAGCAUGUCAUGAGUGGUGAAAUUCUAAUGACUACUAUGCUAUGAUGGAGGGAGUGAUAUAAGUACAGCUCAGUGUCAGGAUCACUUUCAGUUAAGCACGAGAUCUGAAUCAGCUGAAGAAGAUUGGAUAUCUGAAGUAGGCGUUUGUUUGCAGGAAGAUGUAUUGCUUGUAGGAAUGCAAUGUUUAUCUUCGUCGUGUUCAACUUGGCUAAAUAUGAGAACCUAAUUCCUGAAUUGGUGUUGCCUGAUAACGAUAUUUAACUUGGCAUAGUUUGCUAUUUAAUGUCCUGCCUCGUUGUUGUAAAUACAUGAUUUUUUCUUAUCUUUUUAGAGCUCAACAAUUUUUGCGCC